AUGGAUGGAGAUCUUAAGAAUGCAGCUCGCAUUCUUUUCUCUAGUGAUACCCUCGCACCUUUUGAUAAUAAAACGCUAGAAGCCUUACGUGAAAAGCAUCCCUUACCGAAUCCGGCGUCCUUGCUCCCAAGUCCACCUAUUUUCAAUAAUGUUUUACAGGUUAAAGAUGAAGACACCUAUGCUGCAAUUAUGUCGUUCACAAGUGGCUCUGCUAGCGGCAUAGACGGCAUCACACCACAACAUCUUAAAGAUCUUGUGAAGAAACGGAACUUUAAAAGUCAUAAGACUCUGGCCUUAAAUAAUGUGACCCUGAAAGCAACGUCGCCCGGUGAAGGAAGCCCGGGUAUGUUAAAUCUACCCGUGCCCGCCGACAUGCCGCCCGCGACAAACACGCAGCCCUGGGGAGCCCUGGGCCAGCAACCAAUAAAAACGGAACCGGUCGAAGAGGGAAACUUUUCCAAAGAACAAGCCAGCGGUUUCUAUUCAGAAGGUUUCCACAGUGCUUCGCCUUCAUGUUCAAGUAAGGAUUCAAACGAGAAUUCGCCAAACAUUGCAAACGAUCUACUGAGUUCUGUGAACUAUUAUGAUACUAUGUCUCUUAAAGCCAAAGCUAAUCUAGAUAUACAUUUAAAGUCGUAUCGCAACAACCUACCUUACAACUUACUAACACAUCCUAGAUUUGAGAGCAAAGGUGGUGAAGAAUUUGAUCGAUCUGCAUAUACUUCAUGUUCACCACGUGCUCUGGUACCACCAGCCCACGUUUCGACGCCUAUAGCCCGCGCAGACGUUUCAUCGCCAAAAUCAUCUCCUAGGACUCCAGCUUCCCCCGACGCUGAUCAAAAGCGAGUCUUUGAACGAUUUGAUGAUUCAGGUUUAGAUGCAAACCAAACAAAAGCCGACGGUGAUGGGGGAAGUGGUGAAGACGGAUCUGGUCUAGAUGAAGAAUUUGAUGAUGAGCCAGGCCUACGUGUGCCCGCUGUUAAUUCUCACGGUAAAGUAAAGACAUUUCGCUGUAAGCAGUGUGAAUUCGUUGCUGUCACAAAACUUAGUUUCUGGGAACAUUCAAGAGCCCACAUCAAACCCGAAAAAAUGCUCUCGUGUAGGAAGUGUCCUUUUGUAACUGAAUACAAGCACCAUCUCGAAUAUCAUAUGAGGAACCAUUUGGGAUCUAAACCCUUUCAGUGUUCUCAGUGUUCCUACUCGUGCGUUAAUAAAUCGAUGUUGAACUCUCACCUAAAGUCACAUUCCAACGUAUACCAGUACCGUUGUGCCGAUUGUAAUUAUGCCACAAAGUACUGUCACUCGCUAAAACUGCACUUACGCAAAUAUAAACACAAUCCAGCUAUGGUAUUAAACAUGGACGGUACUCCGAACCCCCUGCCAAUAAUUGACGUCUACGGUACUCGCCGAGGACCGAAACAGAAAUCCGUUUCAAAAGUAUAUGAUGAACAAAUGAUGGCCAAUAAUAACAAGCUACAAGCGCCGCCGACUUCUCACGCCCUCUUUGGAAAUCAUUUCCCUGUAAAUAUCCCAUAUUUACCUCCACUUUUACCACAUACGUUCUUGUUUCCACCGAAUAAUAAUUAUGAAAAUAGAGCAACGGAAGAAACACCAAAAACUAUUGAACAUCAUCCGAAUCCCAUACCACAGUCGAUAUUACAAACCCGCCUCUCCUGUGGGGAAACUAACUUAAAUGCAACACCACCUCUAAAAUCGCCUAACAGCUUUCCUCAUUCACCAAUUGCUCCGCUCAGCACAACUCCACCAAUAACGAACGACGCUUUGGACUUAAGAAAUAAUAAAACGAAUGAAGCAUGCUCGCCUCCACCCAAUGAGCGACCGGAACCUGUCACUCCGACAACAGCUUCGAAGAGUCGUAGGAAAGGUAAAGCCUUUAAGUUACAGCCAGCAGAAUUAAAACUACAACAUGAAAAUUCCAAAACAGAAGUGGAUAAGUUUGACGGAGAGUCGGAGGCGUCACCUGAAUCCCCUACCUCAUCCACCAGCACUUCAUACCAUUGCCAAUACUGCGAUAUAACGUUCGGAGACCUAACUAUGCACACAAUCCAUAUGGGUUUUCAUGGGUACAAGGACGCAUUUAUGUGUAACAAGUGUGGGGAGAGAAGCGCUGAUCGGGUAGCAUUCUUUAUUCAUCUCGGUCGCGUCCAACACUCAUAA
Messenger RNA from Melitaea cinxia (Glanville fritillary), 2178 nucleotides. RefSeq names its product protein hunchback (gene hb). The record is from RefSeq and is a predicted model, not a curated record. Gene Ontology annotation, molecular function: RNA polymerase II cis-regulatory region sequence-specific DNA binding; DNA-binding transcription factor activity. Lineage: Eukaryota; Metazoa; Arthropoda; Insecta; Lepidoptera; Nymphalidae. Bases 1 to 2178 code for a protein of 725 amino acids. The transcript is spliced from 4 exons. Gene Ontology annotation, biological process: regulation of transcription by RNA polymerase II.